Messenger RNA from Perca flavescens (yellow perch), 15016 nucleotides. RefSeq names its product CUB and Sushi multiple domains 3b (gene csmd3b). The transcript is spliced from 72 exons. Lineage: Eukaryota; Metazoa; Chordata; Actinopteri; Perciformes; Percidae. Bases 1 to 10734 code for a protein of 3577 amino acids. The record is from RefSeq and is a predicted model, not a curated record.
AUGCUGAAUGUUAGUACCAGCUCCUGGGGUGCUGCUCUGAAACAGACCCUGCCCUGUGCCCUCGCAGUGGGGGAUAAGAGUUUCAUCUAUACAUGUGGCGGUACACUGAAAGGCCGAAAUGGCAGUAUAGAAUCGCCAGGCUUUCCCUAUGGCUACCCUAAUGGAGCGAACUGCACCUGGGUCAUUGUCGGGGAGGAAGGAAGUCGAAUCCAGCUGAUGUUCUUGUCCUUUGCCAUAGAAGAAGAAUAUGACUUCUUGUCCUUGUAUGAUGGACACCCACACCCUGCUAACUUCAGAACCAGGCUAACAGGCUUCCAGGUUCCUCCCCCUGUCACCAGUACAGGAAAUGUCUUCUCUUUGAGGUUGACCAGUGACUUUGCGGUCUCUGCACAUGGCUUCAAACUCAACUAUGAAGAACUCCACAGUACGUCUUGUGGAAACCCUGGUGUCCCACCCAAAGCAGUGCUAAGUGGUGGCGGACGUUUUGCGGUGGGAGACCGUGUGCGGUACAGCUGUGUUCCUGGUUACGUCUUAGACGGCCAUGCCACACUCACCUGCAUUACCAAUACAGGAAACACCGCCGUCUGGGACUUUCCUGCUCCAAUUUGUCGAGCUGAGGACACAUGUGGGGGCACUGUGAGGGGCGGCAGUGGGGUGGUGACCAGUCCCGGUUACCCCGGCAACUAUGGUAACCAGGCCGACUGUACUUGGAUCCUAUUGGCCGAACCUGGAGACACCAUCUCUGUCAUCUUUACAGACUUCCAGACAGAGGAGAAGUAUGACUACCUGGAAGUUGAGGGAUCUGAACCACCCACCAUUUGGUUGUCGGGCAGUAAUGUCCCCUCUCCCAUCGUUAGCAACAAGAACUGGCUCCGACUGCAUUUUAUGACUGAUAGCAACCACCGUUACCGUGGUUUCAGCGCACAUUAUCAAGUGAAGCGAUCAGUAGAUUUUAAAUCGCGCGGCGUUAAAUUAUUCCCUGGCAAAGACUCCAGCAACAAGUUUUCAAUAUUAAAUGAAGGUGGUGUGAGACAGGCAUCUAACUCCUGCCCUGACCCGGGAGAGCCAGAGAAUGGAAAACGCCAUGGCAAUGAUUUCAGCAUUGACGGUGUGGUGCAGUUCAGUUGCGGAGAAGACUAUGUUCUUCAGGGCAGUAAAACAAUUACCUGCCAGAGAGUGGCUGAAGUCUUUGCGGCUUGGAGUGACCACAGACCGGUCUGUAAAGUAAAGACGUGUGGCAGUAAUCUUCAAGGGCCAUCGGGAACCUUUACAUCUCCUAACUUCCCCAUUCAAUAUGAGAGCAAUGCGCAGUGUGUGUGGAUAAUUACUGCUUCAAAUCCUAAUAAGGUAAUCCAGAUCAACUUUGAAGAGUUUGACCUGGAGAUAGCCUAUGAUACUCUGACCAUAGGAGAUGGAGGAGAGGUGGGAGAUCCUACAGCUAUACUGCAGGUCCUAUCAGGUAGCUUUGUUCCUGACCUGAUAGUCAGUAUGACCCACCAGAUGUGGCUUCACCUACAGUCAGAUGAGAGUGUCGGCUCUAUAGGAUUCAAGAUCAACUAUAAGGAAAUAGACAAAGAGAGUUGUGGCGACCCUGGAACUCCUCUCUAUGGAAUAAGAGAAGGGGACAGCUUCUUAAAUGGAGGAAUUCUGAGGUUUGAGUGCCAGUUUGGAUUUGAGCUGAUUGGAGAGAAAACUAUCUCCUGCCAAGACAACAAUCAGUGGUCAGCAAACAUCCCCAUAUGCAUAUUCCCCUGCAUGUCCAACUUCACAGCUCCCUCAGGAACUGUACUCUCCCCAGAUUACCCAGAAGGCUAUGGAAACAACAUGAACUGUGUCUGGCUCAUCCAAUCAGAUCCAGGCUCCAGAAUCCACUUGGCAUUUAAUGACUUUGACCUCGAGGCACCCUAUGAUUCCCUAACGGUGAAAGAUGGCGAGACAAAUGAUGCCGGCGUCAUCGGGAGGUUCUCUGGAGCUGAGAGUCCUUCCCAUCUGACAUCCAAUACCAACACACUGAGACUGGAGUUUCAGGCUGAUCACUCCAUGUCAGGAAGAGGAUUUAAUAUCACAUACAGUACAUUUGGCCAUAAUGAGUGCCCAGACCCUGGCAUUCCAAUCAACGCUCGCCGCUUUGGAGACAGCUUCCAGCUUGGCAGCUCCAUUUCUGUGGUCUGCGAGGACGGUUUUAUCAAAACCCAAGGAACCGAGACCAUCUCCUGUCAGUUAGAAAAAGGAAAAGUCAUGUGGAGUGGGCCCAUUCCUAAAUGUGAAGCCCCGUGUGGAGGCCACUAUUCAGCCCCGAAUGGAGUGAUUUUGUCUCCUGGGUGGCCUGGUUACUAUAAAGAUUCCCUCAGCUGUGAGUGGGUGAUUGAAUCAGAACCUGGUCGCUCCAUCAAAAUCACAUUUGACAGGUUCCAAACAGAGCUGGGUUAUGACUUUCUGGAGAUCCAUGAUGGGCCAAACCUCCUGUCUCCUCUGGUUGGCUCCUUUAAUGGUACCCAGGUGCCCCAGUUCCUGUUCAGCACCAGCAACUUUCUUUAUCUACUGUUUACCACCGAUAACAGCCGGUCAAAUGCUGGCUUCAAAAUAUUAUAUGAAAGCGUUACAGUGGACAGCUACUCAUGCCUGGACCCUGGUAUCCCUGUCAAUGGUAUUCGGUAUGGGCAGGAUUUCUCCAUCGGGUCCACAGUAUCAUUCGGUUGUGGUUCUGGCUACAGACUCAGCCAUGAGGAGCCACUAGUAUGCGAGAAGAACCACUGGUGGAGCCACCCUUUACCUACAUGUGACGCUCUAUGUGGCGGAGAUGUUAGAGGUCCCUGGGGAACCAUCCUUAGUCCCGGCUAUCCAGACAGCUACCCUUCAUCUCUCAACUGUACCUGGACUGUUGAAGUCAGCCACGGGAAAGGUGUCCAGUUUCAGUUCAGCUCUUUUCACCUGGAGGACCAACAUGACUACCUCUUGGUUACUGAAAACGGAAGUUUCCUGCAACCACUGGCUCGCCUGACCGGCAACGAGUUGCCUAGCAACAUCAAUGCUGGUCUCUAUGGCAACUUCAAAGCCCAGCUACGAUUCAUCUCUGACUUUUCGAUUUCAUAUGAGGGCUUCAACAUAACGUUCUCUGAAUAUACUUUGGAGCCAUGUGAGGACCCUGGGAUGCCGCGGUUUGGCAGAAGAAACGGCUACAGUUUUGGAAUUGGAGACACUUUGUCUUUUUCCUGCAAUAUGGGUUACCGCCUAGAGGGGGUGCCAGAGGUAAUCUGUCUGGGAGGAGGGCGGAGAAUGUGGAGCUCACCUCUACCAAGAUGUGUCGCGGAGUGUGGUUCUUCAGUUAUGAACAAUGAAGGGAUCCUUCUCUCUCCAAACUAUCCAAUGAACUAUGACAACAACCACGAGUGCAUCUACAGCAUCCAGGUGCAAGCUGGGAAAGGCAUCAACAUAUCUGCUCGAACCUUUCAUCUUGCCCAAGGGGAUAUACUCAAGAUUUAUGAUGGCAAAGACAGCACAGCCCAAGUUCUGGGAGCAUUCACGGGAUCGUCUAUGUUGGGCCUGACGCUGAUCUCCACUUCCAACCAUCUCUGGCUGGAAUUUUACAGUGAUGCAGAAAGUACAGGGGAAGGAUUCAAAUUGGUCUACUCCAGUUUUGAGUUGUCUCAUUGUGAGGACCCAGGCGUGCCACAGUUCGGCUUCAAGGUCAAUGACCAAGGUCAUUUCUCCGGGAGCAGCAUCACAUACAGAUGUGAGCCCGGAUACACUCUGCAUGGUGCUUCCACACUGAAGUGCAUGACUGGCGAAAGGAGAGCCUGGGAUAACCCUCUGCCUUCUUGUAUCGCGGAGUGUGGUGGCCGUUUUAAAGAUGAGUCUUCAGGGAGGAUUCUGUCCCCUGGGUACCCUUUUCCUUAUGACAAUAAUCUGCGCUGCACCUGGACCAUCGAGGUGGAUUCAGGAAACAUUGUGAGUCUGCAGUUCUUGGCCUUUGACACGGAAGCCAGCCACGACAUGCUGAAGGUUUGGGAUGGACCACCUGAGAAUGAAAUGUCUCUGUCAGAGCUCAGUGGGUCACUGCUACCUGAGGGAAUCCACUCCACACUGAACACUGUCACUGUUCAGUUUGAGACUGAUUUUUACAUCAGCAAGUCAGGAUUCGCUAUUCAGUUCUCUAGCUCAGUAGCUACAGCCUGCAGGGACCCAGGUGUACCAAUGAAUGGCAGUCGUAGUGGAGAUGGCCGUGAGCCGGGGGAUUCGGUGUCCUUUCAGUGUGACCCAGGAUACGAACUCCAGGGGGAUGACAAAAUCACCUGUAUACAAGUGGAUAACAGAUACUACUGGCAGCCGAGCCCACCAGUCUGCAUAGCUCCAUGUGGAGGAAACCUAACUGGCUCCAAUGGAUUUAUACUGUCUCCUAACUACCCACAUCCCUACCCACACUCCAAGGACUGUGAUUGGCUCAUUGCUGUCAACUCUGACUACGUCCUGUCGCUGGCUUUUAUCGGUUUCAACAUUGAGCCAAACUAUGACUUCCUGUAUAUCUAUGAUGGUCCGGAUAGCAACAGUCCUCUGAUAGGUAGCUUCCAGGACAGCAAACUCCCAGAGCGGAUAGAGAGCAGUUCGAAUACGAUGCAUUUAGCAUUCCGCAGUGAUGGGUCUGUUUCUUACACUGGCUUUCACCUGGAAUACAAAGCUAAGCUGAGGGAAUCAUGUUUCGACCCUGGUGUGGUUCUGAAUGGGACCAGGCUGGGAUCCGAUUAUAAGCUUGGCUCUACCGUCACCUUCUAUUGUGAGGCUGGAUAUGUUUUGCAGGGCUAUUCUACCCUAACCUGUAGUAUGGGAGAUGAUGGCAGACCUGGAUGGAACAGGGCAUUGCCUAGUUGUCAAGCUCCCUGUGGAAGUCGUUCAACAGGAACAGAAGGGACUGUUUUAUCUCCAAACUUCCCCAGAAACUAUACCUCUGGACAGACCUGUGUCUACUCUAUAUCUGUACCGAGAGAGUUUGUCCUCUUUGGACAGUUUGUGUUGUUCCAGACAUCUCUAAAUGAUGUGGUGGAAAUCUACAAUGGACCAACUCAACAAAACACGCUACUGUCUUCUCUCUCUGGAUCCCACUCUGGUGAGUCUCUUCCUCUCAGUUCUGGAAAUCAGAUCACAGUGAAGUUUACCACGGUCGGACCAGAAACUGCAAAGGGUUUUCACUUCGUCUACCAAGCUGUCCCGAGGACCAGCUCCACCCAGUGCAGUUCGGUCCCUGAACCGCGCUUUGGGAAGCGUCUCGGUAAUGACUUUGCAGUUGGCUCAUUGGUGCAGUUCGAGUGCAACCCUGGUUAUGUCCUGCAUGGCUCAACUGGCAUACGUUGUGAGAGUGUACCCGACAACCUGGCACAAUGGAAUGACACCCUGCCAACAUGCAUAGUUCCCUGUGGGGGUAUGUUGACCUCUCGUCGUGGGACCAUCCUAUCGCCUGGAUAUCCAGAGCCCUACGACAACAACCAGAACUGUGUGUGGAAGGUCUCUGUUCCAGAAGGGGCUGGAAUACAGAUACAAGUUGUGAGUUUUGCCACUGAGCAUAACUGGGACUCUUUGGAUUUUUACGAUGGUGCCGACAACCAUGGACCAAGACUGGGCAGCUACUCUGGCACCACCAUUCCCCUUCUCCUGAAUAGUACAUCUAACAACCUCUAUCUCAGCUUCAACUCUGAUAUUAGUGUCUCAGCUGCUGGUUUCCACUUGGAAUAUACAGCUAUUGGUCUGGAGUCAUGUCCAGAGCCUCAGACUCCAAACUAUGGAAUAAGACAAGGAGACAGAUUUAUGGUGGGAGACGUCGUACAGUUUUCAUGUGAACAAGGAUACUCUCUUCAGGGCAAUGCCCAUAUCACCUGCAUGCCUGGACCUGUUCGAAGAUGGAACUACCCUGUACCACUAUGUCUUGCCCAGUGUGGUGGGUCUAUGACAGAUGUAAGUGGAGUGAUUCUAAGUCCUGGUUUCCCCGGCAACUACCCCAGUGGAUUAGACUGCACAUGGACAGUUAACUUACCUGUCGGCUUCGGUAUCCAUCUCCAGUUUCUGAACUUCUCUACUGAAGCGAUCCAUGAUUAUUUGGAGAUCCGCAGUGGAACACUGGAGCUGGGCUCGGUCAUUGACCGGUUCAGCGGUCCAGUCAUCCCCAAGCCUCUGUUCAGCACCACUCACCAGACCAGCUUCUUCUUCCACAGUGACUAUUCACAAAACAAACCAGGGUUCCACAUCACAUAUCAAGCCUACCAGCUCCAGAGUUGCCCAGACCCUCGGCCAUUUCGAAACGGCAUCGUGAUUGGCACAGAUUUCAGUGUUGGGAUGACGGUGUCGUUUGAAUGUCUCCCCGGAUAUUCUCUGAUCGGAGAGGCUUCACUCACAUGUUUACAUGGUAUCAGCAGGAACUGGAAUCACCCACUACCGCGUUGUGAAGCUCUCUGUGGUGGCAACAUCACAUCAUUAAAUGGGACUAUUUACUCUCCUGGUCACCCUGAGGAAUACCCCAACUUCCAGGACUGUGUGUGGAGUGUUAGAGUUCCUCCUGGACACGGGAUCUACAUCAAUUUUACUGUACUGAGCACUGAGCCCAUAUAUGACUACAUUACCGUCUGGGAUGGCCCAGACCAAUCAUCUCCUCAGAUUGGCCAGUUUAGUGGGAACACGGCUUUGGAGUCUGUCUACUCGACUUCAAACAUCAUCCUCAUCAAAUUCCACUCUGACUUCUCUGGAGCCGGCUUCUUUGUAUUAAGCUACCAUGCCUACCAAUUAAGGGUUUGCCAGCCUCCUCCAGAAGUGCCCAAUGCUGACAUGCUGAUGGAAGACGGAGAGUUGGAGAUAGGUGACAUCAUCAGGUACAGAUGCCAUCCUGGAUUCUCAUUGGUUGGCAGUGAGAUUCUCACAUGUCGCCUAGGAGAAAGACUACAGAUGGAUGCACCACCUCCAACAUGCCAAGUCCAAUGCCCUGCGCAUGAUGUACGAUACGACUCUUCAGGUGUCAUCCUGAGCCCCGGUUGGCCAGAAAGCUACCCUAACCUCCAAAUGUGUUCAUGGAGCGUCACAGUAGAGAAAGGAUACAAUGUCACCAUUACCUUUGAAAGUUUCCACACUGAGAGAGAGUUUGACGUGUUGACAAUUUUUGAUGGUCCAACAUCCAACAGUCCCACUCUGGCAACGCUGAGCGGUGACCUGCCAACACCCUUUAACCUCACAUCCUCUGGUCACCAGUUCCUGGUCAGCUGGUCUUCAGACCAUGGCACGAACAAGAAAGGCUUCAAAAUUCGCUAUGUUGCUCUGUACUGCUCAACCCCCGACUCUCCGCUCCAUGGCUCUAUCUCCUCUCAAAGCGGCGGCCAUAUUAACAGCGUGGUGCGCUGGGCUUGCGACCGUGGUUACCGUCUCAUAGGCAAUGCCACAGCAACCUGCCGCCGCUCGUCACUGGGCUACCACGCAUGGGACUCUCCUGUACCUGCGUGUCAAGCUGUCUCAUGCGGGGCACCCAAGGCUCCUAUAAACGGCGGCGUUUUAACAGCCGACUACUCUGUCGGAACAAGAGUUUCCUAUUUUUGUAACGACGGGUACAGACUCUCCAGUAAAGAACUGACGUCAGCCAUCUGUCAGCCUGAUGGAACAUGGAGCAACCACAAUAAGAUACCACGGUGUUCUGUGGUGGUAUGUCCAAGCAUCGGGUCAUUUUCUUUAGAGCACGGCCGCUGGAGGAUUGUCAACGGCUCACACUACGAAUACAGAACUCGCAUUGUGUUCACCUGCGAUCCGGGAUACUACAGAUUAGGCCCCGCCCACAUCCAGUGCUUACCAACUGGUGUGUGGAGCUGGAGAAAUGAGAGACCACACUGCCAGGUUAUAUCCUGUGGUGAGCUGCCAUCUCCACCCAGUGGGAAGAAGAUUGGUACUCAGACAACAUUUGGCGCUACGGCCAUCUUUACCUGCGAUGCUGGCUUCAUGCUAGUGGGGUCAGCUGUCAGAGAGUGCCUGUCAUCUGGGCUUUGGAGUGGAAUGGAAACACGGUGUUUAGCUGGUCACUGUGGAAUCCCAGAAGGCAUUGUGAACGGCCAGGUCAUCGGGGAGAACUUUGGUUACCGUGACACGGUGGUAUAUCAGUGUCUGCCUGGCUUUCGACUAAUAGGCUCAUCGGUUAGAAUCUGUCUCCAAGACAACCAGUGGUCUGGACUGCUGCCUGUCUGUAUAUCAAUCAGCUGUGGCCAUCCCGGAAGUCCCAUAUAUGGUCGUACUGUGGGAAACGGCUUCAACCUCAAUGAUGUGGUCAGCUUUGUUUGUCAUCGGGGUUACGAAAUGGAGGGGCCCGCACAUGCUCAGUGUCAGGCCAACCGCCAGUGGAGCCACCCGCCCCCAACGUGUAAAGUGGUCAAUUGCUCUGACCCAGGUAUCCCAGCUAACUCCAUCCGGCAGAGUAAAAUAGAGCAUGGGAACUUUACCUUUGGCACUGUGGUUUUCUACGACUGUAACCCUGGCUAUUACCUGUUUGGAUCACCUGUACUGACCUGUCAACCUACUGGACAGUGGGACAAACCCCUACCUGAAUGUAUAGUUGUAGAUUGUGGUCAUCCCGGCUCUCCCCCUAACGGUGUGCUGAGUGGAGAUAAGUUUACAUUUGGUUCAACGGCUCGAUACUCCUGUCUGGGCGGAAGACAGCUGAAAGGAGAAUCAUCCAGGACUUGUCAGCUCAACGGGAUGUGGAGUGCCCCGAUGCCCUUCUGCUCUGGCGACACUGCUGGUUCCUGUGGCGAUCCUGGCAUUCCCUCACACGGUUUGAGGGAGCAAACGGAUUUCAGGAUCCGUUCCAAGGUUCACUUCAGCUGCUCUGAGGGCUAUGAUCUGAUUGGUUCUUCAGAGAGGAUGUGCUUCCCUAAUGGGACGUGGUCCGGCACACAGCCCUUCUGUAAACCUGUCCAGUGUGGUAACCCUGGCACUCCCAGUAAUGGCAGAGUAUUUCGUUUGGAUGGAACAACAUUUUCUCACUCUGUCAUCUACUCCUGCAUGGAUGGCUACCUGCUCACCGGCGCCACCACCAGGCUGUGUCAGGCAAACGGGUCCUGGUCAGGAGCACAGCCCAACUGUACCAUGAUAAACUGCGGGGAUCUAGGUGUGCCAGCUAACGGCCUUCGCUAUGGAGAAGACUUUACAAUUGGUCAGAAUGUUUCCUUCCAGUGCCAACCAGGAUACAGAAUGGAGGAGGAUGGAUCACCUGUGAGAACGUGCACCCAAAACGGGACGUGGAGUGGGAUUAUGCCUAUGUGUACAGCGGUGACCUGCCCAGCUCCCCCUGUCAUCAGUAAUGGGGUAUUGCAGGGCAGUGACUUUGAAUGGGGCAGCAGUGUGAGCUAUAGUUGCUCACCUGGAUAUGAGCUCUCAUUCCCGGCUGUCCUGACCUGCGUGGCCAAUGGCACCUGGAGCGGCAUGCUACCACAGUGCUUACCCAAGUUUUGUGGUGACCCAGGUACUCCAGUCGGGGGUUUCAGAGAGGGACGCAGUUUCAUCUACCAAUCAGAAGUUACCUUCAGUUGUGCUCCUCCUCUCAUUCUGGUUGGCACGGCAACUAGACUUUGUGAAAGUGACGGUACCUGGAGUGGUACGCAGCCUCGCUGUAUCGAACCGACCAGAACCAGCUGUGAGAACCCGGGAACGCCACGCUACGGCUCCUUAAACCGCACCUAUGGUUUCAAGGUGGGGAACGUGGUGUCAUUUCAGUGCCAGCCAGGUCAUUUGAUUCAGGGCUCUUCCUCUAGAACCUGCCAGCCUGAUCUAACGUGGAGCGGAUCACAACCUGAGUGCAUACCCCAUGCCUGUAAGCAGCCAGAGAGCCCGCUCCAUGUGGACGUGGUGGGGAUGGAUCUGCCUGGUUUUGGCUACACCUUGGUGUACAGCUGUCAGCGUGGCUACUUCCUGGCGGGAGGUUCUGAACACCGAGUCUGCAAGAGUGACGGCACAUGGACAGGAAAGAUGCCUAUAUGUCGAGCUGGAGAGAAGAAGAAACCUGUGAAACCAGCAACAGGAACUCCCAGCCCCAAACUAAACGUUCCAGAUGAUGUCUUUGCUCCGAACUACAUAUGGAAAGGUUCCUAUAAUUACCGUGGGAGGAAGCAGCCUAUGACACUGAGCAUCACCAGCUUCAACUCCACAACAGGAAGAGUCAACGUCUCCCUCAGUAAUGGCAACAUGGACCUGCUCCUAUCAGGAGUGUAUAAGGCUUCUGAGGCCAGGCUGUUACUGCUGAUGUACCAGGUGAACUACGCAAACCAGGGAACCCAGCUCAAAGAUUCAGCCCUAUCUCCAGCCAAAAUCAUAGAUGACUCCUGGACCAUGGAUGGAUUUGUAUCAGCAGAGCCUGAUGGUUCUAGUUACGUAUUUCAGGGUUUCAUUCAGGGAAAAGACUACGGACAGUUUGGACUGCAAAGACUGGGUCUGAAUAUGUCAGAGAGUCAGAACUCGUCACCCCCUCAGCUUGGUACCAACAGCAGUUCCGUGGCUAUCGCUAUUCUGGUGCCUUUCUUCGCUCUAAUAUUCACUGGCUUUGGCUUCUAUCUCUACAAACAACGAACCACACCAAAAACACAGUACACAGGCUGCUCAGUCCAUGAAAACAACAACGGCCAGGCUGCCUUUGAGAACCCCAUGUACAACACCAACGCCAAGGCUGUGGAGGGGAAGGCUGUUAGAUUCGAUCCGAAUCUAAAUACUGUGUGUACCAUGGUCUGAGGAUUGUUUAUCCUCACUUGAACUGAAUGACUUUAGACAUCUAAUGGGACCACAACUGGUGCGAGGCUGCGGAGGGGAAAGCCGUAUGCUUCGACUCAAACCUCAACGUUGUCAGCAACACGGCCUAUAAAUCGAUGGCAAAAGACGUUCAGUCCCACUUCAGAAACCUAAGCUCCCCAAGCAGAGUUAAAAACCAAAACCUAGUGUUGGCUCCUUUCAUUUACAGUAUUUUUGUAUCCACAAUUUCAACAAACGUAAACACAAAAUGUCUGCUACCUUUGACGGAUGCAACACAGCCAAGUGAAAGAAAAGUAUGCAACCCAACUGAAAACUAUACUGGCUAUUAUUCAUCUCCAACCCCACGACUCAGCUGGUCAUGGAUAGUUUAAAAUGUGCCAAUAAUACCAAUAGUAAUGAUUAAGCCAUGACCAGCUUGACGGUCAUCACGACAUGUCACCAUAACCCAAUGCAGAGCUUUGUGUUUCACACAGAGCUUUGGAGAGAAGGACCCGCUCUCAGCUCUGUAACCGUUAAGAGGGAGAUCACAUCACCAGUGCUCUGGCCAUGGUUAUACAUCACGGAGAUAAAACUGCGUUGCAGGAACGGGUUGAUUUCAUUUGUACCACUUUGUCUCCCCGGCUGUACUGAACAAAUCCUUACUGUGUGGAACACAGAUGCAAAAUGGCCCACAGAUGGGAAAGUGUGACAUGAAGAGGAUGUCACGGAAGACACUGUGAAGCAAAAAAAACGGUUUCUGAGUAUCUGGUUUCAAGACUGACGGUAAAAGACACUGUCACCAGAAGACCAUCAGUUAACCAGACUGACUAGUUGUGAACAGGAGCCUAUUUCUAAAAUGACCACUGAAUACAACACCCUCUCAACCAGACAGGACAACCUGCUGUCUCCAUGACAACCAGAGGCUGGUAUUACCAGUCUUUUUCUAUGAAAGCAGACUCUAACACAGCUAAUGCUAGCAGACAGUAGCAAAAGUUGCUUUGAAAAAAGACUAACUCCAAAGUAGAAGGAUAAGGGCAGCCCUGGAGACACAGCUAUAAUCCUCACUGAACUGGGAUUAGAGCAAAGCAAAACUAAAAGGAGUCCAAAGGGGAGCUAGCACUAAUAGAACAGAAGGGAAGAGACUGACUCAUCUAAUGGAUGAACUGCUCCUUCACAUCCAAUGGAUAAGAGAGGAGGCUGAGGAGACAGAGACAACCCUUUACUGAACUGGAAGUAGUGUGAGGGAGUCAUCAAGAGAAAAGACGAGAUCUUAAAAUCCUAACGCAGCCAAUCAGAGCCGUUCUAACCUGAAAUCAACUACUGAGAGAGGUCAGCCUUCUCCCUACAUAAUGAAUCGGAUCAGACAGAGUACGGCCUUGAGGAAAGAUGUUUCUGAUCCUGUGAAUUUAAAUGGAUUCUGAUGAGAACGAUGCUGAAUGGAUACAGAGGACUCUGAUGGACUAGCAAAGCGAAAGACUUUGAGGAACAGAGAACGCUCUGGCACUAAAGCACAUUUGGACUAAAAAGAUGGACUGACACAGGGACAGAUAGAAAGGUUAGAGAGAAACUGACAGGAUGAAUGGCAGACAGGAAUAAUGACAGGUACACACACUAACACAAAUUUGGAGAGACGGAAAGACAGAUGGUAUUAAGACCAACAGUUAGACACACAAGGAGAUAGACAGAAGACUGUUGCAGACCACCGUCCACUGCUUCUACUUCCCAGACAGAUUUAAAGUUUAAACACAGAUUAACAGAGACUGAUCGACAGGAGACACAGACAGACAGAAAUUGACAGACAGGCUAUAAGAAAGACAAACAGGGUUGUAGCCCUACGAUUGUGGACACAGUCCCACUGUAAUUCUGCACUCUGCGAGUGCUUAUCUUCUUUCUUUCUUAUUGCUGCAGAAUCUUCUGAUCUGUAAAUCUAUUGCAUAUAUAUUCGGGAGCAUUCACCACCUAUAUUUUUGUGCUAUAUAUUUACCACUGGGGGAGGGGGGAUGAAGGGGAAAGAUGGAUUAUAGCAGAGUUUUUUUUUUUGGUUUUUUUUAAAGAAGAAAAAAAGAAAUAUCAGAAUAAAAGAUAUUACAACUAUGUGCUGUUCACAGAAGUCACACACAGUAUUUUGGUUCCUUUGUAACAUGGAAUUGUUUCUUUUCAUUUCCUGUGUAACGUGAAGUUCCUCUCACCAUCACUGUCUUUCCCACUGAGGCAAUCAUUAGUGUCAGUGGUAUUGUUGUUGUCAUUAUUGUUUAGAUAUAAGGUUUGCCAGCAACAAUCAUGCUCUUUAAAGUUAAUGUUUCACCAAGCAUUCAUCACAGGUGGCAGAUUUCUAAACCAUUAACAGAUGGAGUUUGUGCUAUGGCCAUUUAUUUUGUAUUUUUUUUGCCCCUUCACUAGAUCUGUUGGCUACUACACAUACAUACUGUACAUGUCCUCCAUAAUUGUCACCUUUGUGACACAGACAUUUUAAUGAUCUGCUGGAAGAAGGGGACUGGUUGCUAACCUAACUGGUGAUACAAUGCCACCGAAAUUUGCACAUCAAAACUCUUGAGUUCAAAGAUGUCAACAAACUCAGCGUUGUCAUGGCAACACAGAAACAUCCCAGCUCUUGAUGGAACCCACGUGUUUAAAUUACACAUUGGCAAAAAUCUUAUCUAGCUCCAACUCUGGUUCAGGUUAAUGUUUUUCAUUGUCUCUCACAAGGCCAGGCUAAAAGUAGAAACAUAAAAGGAUAAAAAUGAUAAUAGUGAUAACUGCUGGUGAACUGUUUGUGGAUGGCGGUCUACGUUCAAGAUGUUUUGACCCACGUAGGAAAUUUGUUUGCCAGUUCAUGUUUGUAUUGUCUCCAUCAUACAUUUUAGGGUGUUUUCAAUGGGUUUGUUUGUGAAAUAUUGCUAAAAUUAUGAUCUAAUUAAGUUGCAAAAUAUACAGGUUUUAACCAUGUUUGUUCAUAAAGCCUCAAAGACAAGAUCUGUAAAUAUUACAUGAUCAUCACCUCCAGGUUUUAUAUCACUGAGUCUUGGUUCUAAAGGUUUCCCCCUCUGUUAAAGAUGUGUUUGGUCUAACAAAUCAAUUCUGAAAUGUCUGAGAUCACGUGAAUUCUGCUUUAGGGUGUUUCUGGUUAGAUUUAACCAAAUGAAAUCCACAUAAAUUAUAAAUCGGCACACAUUAUUUUCAAAUCUUUAAUUUGAAAUUGAAAGAAAACGUUUGUACUACCUUUGGCACUUCCUAAAUCGUGCACAGUAGAUUUUAAUCACAGUGUUUUGCUUGUGUACAUUGCAUUUCAAAAAGCUAGAAGUCCUUGAAUUUAAUUUAUUUCAGAGACACUGAAGCUUUAAGAUGAGCUCACCAUUUGGGAGAAGAUCUUAAGAUUUCACUUUGACAAUUGAGUAAAUCUAAACACACAACCGCGGCCAUUGAGAUUUAAUAUUUCCCCUCGCUUUUGCUAAUUUUUAUUUGUUGAAAAUGUAGCCUUAUAAUCUCAGCUCAGUGUUGCUUGGCUGGUAGCUCUUUAUUUUUUUUCAGAUCUGAUUUACAACCUACUUUUAUUACAUUUUAUACAGCUGGCAACCGUCACUGUAUUUAGCUCCUGUGAGUCGCUGGAGGCUGUUGUUGCACAUGUUGCUGGCGUUUCUGAAGGCUUCAUGUGCCGUAUGUAAACCACUGCUGAGAGAAGAGAAACCAACAUCCAUAAAGAAUGGGUUAUACUGUAAGAGUUAGGCCUAAAAAUGCACCAUAUACCAUACCUACUUUACUUGGUUUCCACAUGACAAGAAUACAUGUAUUAAUGAGCAUGAGUCACUGUUUUUCAGCUUUGGUGCCCAUUUCAGAAAAAAAAUAUCUUAUUUGUUUUGAAGAGUCUGGUUUAAAGGUUUUAAACUGAAGUUAGUGACUUUGGGUCCCACGCUUGAUGAAUGCCAGUUGUUUUUUUAAUGAGUGUGGGUGCCAGGGUGAGCGAAAACAUCUGCUUGGCUUUAAGAACGCCUGCUGACCUGACCACAGCCGCCGACUGCAACCAGCUGACCGAAAACUCCUUUUAAAGUCAUCGCUGCGGCUUCAUUGUUUAUCACUGCUGCGACUGUCCCGCACUUCAUGGCUGUGCUGACAUUGUUUCUUAUUACAAUUUGGAUUGAUUGUUGCUGCUGCUGCUGCUGUUGUUGUUGCUGUUGUUGUUGUUGUUGUUGUUUUCGGUAUGGAUCUGACACAGUGCCUACCAAAAACCAUGGGACCCUCCCUGUCAUCUACACAUGCGCGCUCUUUCAAAUACAUACAAGCUCACACA